AUGAUCAGCAUCGACGAUGGCCACUGGCCCCCGCUGGUUCUGCUGCGGUCCAUCAGUUCGGUCAGCACCCCGUCUGAGAUAUCUGACGCCUUGGCGCUACUCCACGCAUCAAUCAAGCACUCAAAGGGGAACCCCUCGUCUUUCAAAGCCCUUCGACACUGCUUCAUGACCCUCACAAGGAUCACCAUCCGAAGGGACGGAGGGGCGUUGUAUCUGCUUCCUCGAUCCACUGACCUGCUCUUGGCGAUGCUGGAGAGCUUUCCUGCUGAGGCAGAGUUGCUCAUUGAAUCCAUAAACGACUUUGUGCGGCGAUGUACGGGCGUAGCCGACGAGAGGGCGCGCGAGGCGGUCACGCGCAUCCUCGACUGGCUCGAAGGUCAAAAAGACAGCGUCCUAUUCGACAAUGCCCGCCGCAACGUGGUUCGACAUUGCAUCAGCAGCGUCGAAUCCUCGAUGAAGUCUUCACUCGGCAAAACCGCCUCCUCAGAACAGUUCGUCGACUUUGAGCUGAUGGACCACCUCCUGCGUCAGGAUUAUUGCGCUGAUUCGGAUCUCGAACAACGCGCGCUGCGGUGCUCGAUCUUUGUGUCGGGACACGCAUGCAAUCACGAACGCACGUGGCAAAGCUUCAACGUAUACCAGGAGCAUAAACAGAAUCAUGGCUUGGCCAUGUCCGGAUCCGACUACUGGCUGCUUACCAGAGCAUUGCUGCGAUCGAAACCAGGGCGCAAAGAGGCUUGGCACGUGUUUCUGCAGGCCGAGCGGCUGUGGCGGCGUGAAGCUGAAGGAGGCUUUGGCAACGAGAGCCAAAGCCGUCGACAGGCAAGAAACCUCGAACACACUUGCAUCGAACUGCUCCAAGCGAUGGCCAAGAGCACCGACGUGUGUCUGAGGAAAGUCCUAUCGAUGCUUGGUAUCUUCCUCGAAGGCAGCGAAUACUCGGACGGCAAGCGGAUGGUCACGGGCAAGGGCUUUUCCAAGGUCAUGUUGGCGCGAAGACUCGACGUGCGUGCGUAUGCGGUGGUGAUGCAUGGCCUUCUGACGCGCAAACGGCCCAAAUGCGCUUUCACGGUAUGGAAGGCUAUGCUGCAACGCGGAGUAAUGCCCAACGCCCCGAUUUUGUCACUGCUGUUGCAACACUUGUUCCUGAUGCGCGACGUCCAAGGGGCUAUGCAGCAGCUCCAUAUUUGGUGCGAAGAAGGAGUUCCCAGAGAGACAAUGUCCAGGCACGACAGGCUCAGAGAUAUCGAAGUGACAUCCUUGUCGACAACUGAACUUCCUGACACCGACAUGCUGUUCUCGGGGACUCCAUCUGGCAAGUACCACCAGCCACCAGCUGAGCUACACCUCGUCACCCCUGACGUUGUGCUCGCUACUGUCGUCUUCAGCGGAUUGCAUCGUUGCGGAUCGCAGGGUGUCGAAGCGCUCUGGGACGCGUAUCAACUCACGAUCCAGCGCUUCCCGGACGCACCGGUGCUGGCGAUGCUGCUCAAAGCGUCGAGUCCCGACGAAGCCACGCCGACGAUCGAUGCUACGUUUGGACGACAGGUGUUCCGAUCGCUGCUGUUCUGCAAACACCCGGAGCUGGUCGAAUACCGCAACCCUCUCAACGAGCAGCUCGAGACGAACAGCACGGCAGGAUGGAUCUUUUCCGAUCACACGGUAGGGUCUAGGAUGGAGGAAUGGAUUGGCUCGGUGUUCCAGCCUAGAAAGAGUGCGUUCGCUGACUUGGCAGUCGACAGAGCAGAUCCAAGCAGUCUCGUGUUUACGUCGAAGCUGUUCGAGCACUAUCUGCGACUCGUGCUGCAUUUGCAUCAUUCGUCUGGAGCUGAGCAGGGUGCACGCGCAUCACGACAGGAACUGGUCGACCUGCUCGGCUGGAUGAAGGAGCUGCAUGUGACACCAUCCGCGACGCACGUAGCAUUGACGAUGCUCGAGAUCGAAGAGCAUCUGCCGCCAGCCGUCGCAGCACGCCAGAUGGAUGCAUUGGAAGCGUGGUUGACUAACUGGCUCGGCGACAAGGCAUUGCCGGAAGCCACGGUGAUGCAGCAACAUUGGCAGUGGAAGAUGGCACGGAACGGGCAAAAGAAGGGCUGGUUCGAUCGUAUUACAAAGUACAAGCAGGAGGACAAGGAGGAGGCUCAUCCGCACGAGCCAGAAUAA
Sporisorium graminicola is the source of this 2163-nucleotide messenger RNA. RefSeq lists its product as uncharacterized. The transcript has a single exon. Bases 1 to 2163 code for a protein of 720 amino acids. The record is from RefSeq and is a predicted model, not a curated record. NCBI's taxonomy places the organism in Eukaryota, Fungi, Basidiomycota, Ustilaginomycetes, Ustilaginales, Ustilaginaceae. Gene Ontology annotation, molecular function: protein binding.